UGGAUUAAGAAGGCAAGGAGGGAAGAAAAAUCAGAGCAGUGCACACAAGAAGAGACAAGGGGACGGGCGGGAGCAGGUGGGAGACGAGGCCCUACGCUUUGGGCAUUAAAGCAGAAUCAAAGAGUUGGCCAUUAUCAAUAGCUAAUGGAAGGGAGCGGUGCUGAUACAGACGGCCAUGAAUUCAAGAAUGCAGAGGAGAUGUGGAUGGAGCAGGUCGGAAACCCCACCAAGCGCACCCAAUGGUAUCGUGAAGGCGUAGGGUAUUGGCAAGGUGUUGAGGCUUCCGUUGAUGGGGUUUUGGGCGGCUAUGGCCAUGUUAACGACGCCGAUAUCUUGGGUAGUGAAGUUUUUCUCAAAUCCAUUUUGGCCGAACGUUUCCCUUUUCCUGGAAAAGACCGCCCCCUUGUCGCUCUUGAUUGUGGUUCUGGCAUCGGGAGAGUCACCAAGAAUCUUCUUAUCAGAUAUUUUAACGAGGUUGAUCUUCUUGAACCUGUAUCACAUUUCUUAGAGGCUGCCCGUGGAAGCUUGGCUCCAGAAAAUAAUGGAGCCUCUGAUCUGCACAAAGCCACUAACUUCUUUUGCAUGCCUCUUCAGGAAUUCACGCCAGAUGCAGGAAGAUAUGAUGUUAUUUGGGUUCAGUGGUGUAUUGGACAUCUCACUGACGAGGACUUCAUCUCAUUCUUUAAAAGAGCCAAGGUAGAUUAUGCAUAUUGGCUCUCACCAUUCAGUUACUUUCAGUUGGGCCUAAAAGCUGGCGGAAUUUUCAUCCUGAAGGAAAAUAUUGCAAGAUCUGGAUUCAUACUGGAUAAAGAAGAUCGAAGCAUCACAAGAUCUGACCCAUACUAUAAAGAUCUAUUUAACCAGUGCGGACUCUAUCCAUUUAAAUCAAGGGACCAAAAGGGAUUUCCCCAGGAAUUAUUUCCUGUGAAGAUGUAUGCAUUAAGUACAGAGGUCCCGAAGAGGAGUUCUCGCACCAAAAGGGAACAAAACAAUAGACCUGGCGUUAUCAAGUGAGGAGCACUCCCAUCUCUCCUUUCUGAAUGAGUCAGUAGCUGUGAUUUGGUUGACAUACAAAUUCAUAGUAGAUGGAACUGGAAACACCAAGCUUCUCGUUUUUCAAGCUUGCAAGGAAAUGUCGUUGCCAUCCGCCCCCAAAGCCCUUUCCCUUUGUUAUGUUAAAAGCGAUGUGCAUUGCAUAAUAGUUCUCUCUUACUCAAUAUGUUUCAACCGUUAAUAUUUCUUCAUUUUUAAUGAAAAGUGAUGAUACUCUAUUUACAGA
Benincasa hispida (wax gourd) is the source of this 1279-nucleotide messenger RNA. Lineage: Eukaryota; Viridiplantae; Streptophyta; Magnoliopsida; Cucurbitales; Cucurbitaceae. The record is from RefSeq and is a predicted model, not a curated record.